AUGGGCAACAUGCUGCUGCGCACAACCCCCAAGCAGACGUCGCGCCUGCGGCAGAUCGUCGUGAUCUCGGUGCUCUGCCUGGCCCUGUACUGCCUGCUGCUAGUGCCCGACCAAAGCCUCGACUCGUCGCGAUCGACGACCUUUGACACAUUUCCCAAGACAUCAAGCCCAAAACCAGUCUCUCAGCAGGCCAAGGGAAAGUCGUCAUUGGCGGCGUUGUCGCCCGAGCUGCUGAACAACCGCUUCCUGACCGAGGCGCAGUGCCGCGCCAGCUUCCCGGGCCUCCUGAAGGAGAUCGACGACGUGGUCGCGAAGGGCCCUUUCACGCUCGAGAGGAAAUCGGAGGGCCUUGGGCCCCUGAUCGCCAGGAUCCGGCAUGGAAAGCUCUCCAUCCUCUCCGCAGGGCGCAAGACCGAGCUAAGCGCCGACAUGCUCGCGCACCGCUCCGCGACGCUGCACCAGCUCGCCAACGCGCUGCUGACGUGGCCCUCCUCCUCCGCCGACCCGGUCCCCGACACGAUCCUGGCCUUCAACCACCACGACGACCCGCUGCCCUCGACCCUCUCGUACUCGCGCCCCGCCGACCCGGCCCUCAACGACAAGUCGACCAAGCACUACUUCGCCAUCCCACACUUCAGCUUCUACGCCUGGUCGCUGCCGUUCAUCGGCUCCAUGUCGCGGGCCGCCGCCGUCAUCUCCGCGCUCGAGGUCCGCACGCGGAGCUUCCACGACAAGAUCCCGCGCGCCGUCUGGCGCGGCACUGCCUGGUUCAACAGCCCCCGCGCCGGCCGCAUGCGGCAAAACCUAGUGCACGCGACCGCGCAAAAACCCUGGGCCGACGCCGAGGCCCUGGACUGGGUCACCACCCCCAGCGGCCGCAACGCGACCAACGCCCUGCCCAUCGAGGACUUCUGCGCCUACAAGUACAUCAUCCACACCGAGGGCGUGACGUACAGCGGCCGCUUCCAGUUCCACACCCUGUGCGCGUCCGUCGUCGUCACGCCGCCCGUCGCUUGGAUGCAGCACGUCACGCACCUCCUGCGGCCCGUGUUCAGCUACACUUUGGAUGAUGACGACGACCAGGCGGCUGCUGUUAGGGGUAGUGGUGGUGGAAAAAAGAAGGGCAAGGGCAAGGGCAAGGGCAAGGGCGUCGAGCGCAAGAUGGUGGAUCUGGGUCCCGGCGACAAGAACUACUUCGCGCAGUACCCGGCGCCGUGGGUGAAAGAGGCCUGGCCGCGCGAGUGGGACGCCGCGGAGGCGAACAUCGUCUUCGUCGCGCCCGACUGGAGCGAUCUCGAGUCGACCAUCAUGUGGCUCGAGAGGCACCCCGAGACCGCCGAGGGCAUCGCGCGGAGGCAGCGCGAGCUGUUCCACGGUGGAGGCUAUUUCAGUCCCGCAGCUGAGAUGUGCUACUGGCGGGAGUUGAUUAGAGGCUGGAGUGAAGUAGUAAGAGCGGACGGACAGGGAUUCGACGAUCUAGAGGGAAUGACCUGGGAAGAGUUCAGUUUGAAAGAGAUCCACAAGUAG
Anthostomella pinea is the source of this 1527-nucleotide messenger RNA. NCBI's taxonomy places the organism in Eukaryota, Fungi, Ascomycota, Sordariomycetes, Xylariales, Xylariaceae. The record is from the annotation of a GenBank genome assembly.